AUGGUAUAUACAGCAGAAGAAACAAAACGUUCUCGUUCUACAAUUUCCUAUAUACCGAGGCCAUUGGAUUUACCAACUUUGACUGUCAAGCAAUCAACACCAUCGCCAAAAUCAAAAAUGACUUCUAGAGAGGAAGAAGAAUAUUUUAUAAAGAACAAUUAUGUCGCUCGAACGUUAUUGAAUGAACCAGGACUGCCACCUCUAACUUGGUCGAACUGGUACAAACAAGUCGAUUGGCCAAAGACAAUAGUAAUCGGUACUGAACCUUUCAUCGCUCUUUAUGGCAUUUGUACUACGUCCUUCGUUUGGCAGACGCUUGGAUUUGCCUUCAUAUGGGGCUGGCUCACAGGAUUUGGCGUCACUGCCGGUUAUCAUCGUCUCUUCGCUCAUCGAUCUUACGAGGCAGUUCUGCCACUGCGCUACAUAUUACUCAUGUUGGCUGCUGGUUCUGUUCAAGGAUCUGCACUAUGGUGGACACGUGAUCAUAGAGCACAUCAUCGAUAUACGGAUACCGAUCUCGAUCCAUACGGCGCUCACAAAGGUCUUUUUCAUUCCCAUAUCGGAUGGUUAUUGAUGAAACCACGUCGAAAACCUGGUUUCGUGGACAUGUCUGAUCUGAAUCAUGACACUAGUGUUCAAUGGCAGUAUAGAAACCUUCUCAUUUUGAAUGUGAUCAUGGGUUUCGUGUUGCCAUGUCUUGUGUGUGGACUUGGAUGGGGUGACUAUCGUGGUGGGUACUUUUAUGCUGCUGUACUUCGUCUAGUGAUUCUUCAUCAUGCAACAUUCUGUGUCAAUUCACUAGCACACUAUUUAGGUGAUACACCUUACGACGACAAGCACACUCCUCGAGAUCAUUUUAUUACGGCUUUUGUUACGCUCGGCGAAGGUUAUCAUAAUUUUCAUCAUGAGUUUCCAUGCGACUAUCGUAAUGGACGUGAAUGGUUCCACUUACAAUCUGAAGAAGUUUUCCGAGAAUGA
Molecule: messenger RNA, 978 nt
Organism: Rotaria sp. Silwood1
Lineage: Eukaryota; Metazoa; Rotifera; Eurotatoria; Philodinida; Philodinidae
Source: the annotation of a GenBank genome assembly